This is a messenger RNA of Cavenderia fasciculata, 2790 nucleotides long. RefSeq names its product nuclease domain-containing protein (gene snd1). Gene Ontology annotation, cellular component: cytosol; RISC complex; nucleus. The transcript is spliced from 6 exons. Gene Ontology annotation, molecular function: nuclease activity; RNA binding. NCBI's taxonomy places the organism in Eukaryota, Evosea, Eumycetozoa, Acytosteliales, Cavenderiaceae. The coding region runs from base 1 to 2790 and encodes 929 amino acids. Gene Ontology annotation, biological process: regulatory ncRNA-mediated gene silencing; mRNA catabolic process. The record is from RefSeq and is a predicted model, not a curated record.
AUGUCACAACAACAACAACAACAACAACCAACCGUAUCACAAAUACAUCCACAAAAGACCAUUCGUGGUAUUGUACGUGGAGUCAACUCUGGUGAUUCACUCACCAUCCAAGAGGUUGACACCACCAGAGGUGAAUUGUUGACCAAGCAAGAGUAUCUCCUCUCCUCCAUCUCUGCUCCACGUUUGGGUAAACCUGCCAGAAACGAACAACCUGCUACUCAAGAUGAACCAUUUGCAUGGGAAAGUAGAGAACACUUGAGAAAGAGAUGUAUUGGUAAAAGAGUUAGUUUUGUGAUUGACUAUAGCGUUGCCAAUGGAAAGCCAUACAUCACAGCCUUCCUUGUCGAUGACGUUGAAAAUAGUAUUAAUAAUGAAAUGGUUACUAGUGGUUGGGCAACUCUCUACAAAUCAAAGAAACCAGAUCAAACUUUGGUUCAAUUGGAAAGUGAUGCAGUAUCAAAGGAACUUGGUGUACACAAUAAGAACCCAGCAGUUUUGGAAACUGCAGUUAGAAAUACUUUACCAGCUGAUAACCUUGAACUCUUUAACAAACUUAAAGGAAAGAAAUUAAAUGGUAUUGUUGAAAAUAUUAGCAAGGGAUUAACAACAUUCAAGGUGACAUUACCACAAUUACAUAAUACUUUGAAUGUGUAUAUUUCUGGUGUACAAGUCAGCAGAAAGGAGGGAGAGAACCCAGCACAUGUUGUUGAAGGUGAGCAACUCCUCAACAACAAUGUCUUGCACCGUGACGUUGUCUUGACAUUGGAUACUUUUGACAAGUCGAGCAACCUUAUCGGUUCGAUCAACUGUGCUGGCAAGGAUGUCGCCCAUGUGCUUUUGAGCAACGGUAUUGCAUCUUUGGUGCCAUGGAGUGCCGCCACCCGUUCUGCAGAGGACCAAGCCGCCCUCAAGGAGGCCGAGGCAUCUGCCAAGAAGCGUCGUGCUGGUGUCUGGGCCAACUACACGCCAUCGGCUGCCACGGCCUCUUUUGGAUCCGUUCAAGGUGGCAGCUCGGCCUCUUCAGCCUCUGGGUUCCAAGACGGUAGCUACCCCGAAGAGAUCUCGGGCAAGGUCACCGAGAUUGACAAUACCGCCCAAGUCACCAUCCAAGUCGCCUUGACCAAUGGCGGUCGUAGAGACUUUAAGGUGUCAAUGGCCAGUAUCCGUGUACCCGUCUUGUUAAAGUCGGCCGAAAAGGACCUCAAGGACAAGGACGCCAAGUUUGAGAGAUAUUGGGCUUUCGAAGCCAAGGAGUUUUUGAGAAAGAAGUUGGUCGGUCAAACAGUCACUGCCAAACUCGACUUUGUUCGUCCACAAAUCACUAAAACCGAUCAACCAAAUCUUCCAGAAAAACCAUUCUAUACUAUUUAUUUUGGUAAACUUAAUAUUUCAGUUGCAUUGGCAGAAGCUGGUUUAGCCAAGGUUAAUGAAUAUAAGGGUGCUGAUAACAGAGCCAUGGAUUAUGAAUCUUUGGUACUUGCUGAAUCAAAAGCAAAGAAUUCAAAUAAGGGACUUUUCUCAAGUAAGGAUUCAUGUCCAAAUUUAAAUAUUAAUGAUGUAUCUACAGAUGACUCUAAAUUAAAGGACAAGGCAACCAAGUUGCUUCCACAUCUCAAGAGUGCAACUUACAAUGCCGUGAUCGACUAUGUCUUUUCAGGCCAAAGAUACAAGGUCUACAUUCCAAAGGAAUGCAUUGUCAUUAACUUCUCGUUGGCACAUGUCCGUGCACCAAAGAGAGGCGAGAAUGCCGAGAACGACGAGCUCUCUAACCAAGCCCUCCUCUUUUCACGUGAGCUUUUGCACCAACGCGACGUGCAAGUGCAAAUCGACGACGUUGACAAGGGUGGCAACUUUUUGGGUGUAUUGUACUUGAACAACAAGAGUCACGCCAUCACAGUCGUAGAGAAUGGUUUUGCCACUGUCAACGACCCAUACGGAAGAUCUGCCGACAUCAAGGCAUUGGACGACGCCGAGAACCGUGCCAAAUCCAAGCGUCUCAACAUUUGGAAGAGCUACGAUCCAGAAGCCGAACGUCGUGCCCAAGAAGAAGCCGAGCGUCAAGAAGCCGACCGUCUCGCCAAAGAGCGUGCCGAGUCGCAAAAGGAAGUCACUGUCAGCUCGAUCCUCUCUGCCACCGAAGUCUACGUCAGAGAUGUGUCUGAUGCAUCGACCGAGCUCGAACAACUCCUCUCCAAGCUCGACAUUGAAGCUGGACACACCGAACCAGCUGGUGCUGCCCCCAAGGUUGGCGAGGUCGUCAACUGCAAGUACGAUGAUGGCAAGUGGUACCGUGCCAAGGUACUCGCCGUAUCCGACGCCAACAAGCUCACCGUCCAAUUUUACGAUUAUGGAAAUGUCUCCACUACCACUGUCGACAAGGUACGUCCAUUGUCUCACAAGUUUGCCUCAUUGUCCCCACUCUCCCGUGUCGUCCACCUCGCCUACGUCAAGGCCAACUCCAACGCCGCCGCCAACGAAGCCGCCAUCGAUUUCAUGGAAGAAGAGUUUUUGAGCUCCAUCAUGACUCUCCAAGUCCAAUACAAGGAAGACAGUGGCAAGACUACCGUCGUUCUCCAAGACAGCCAAGGUUCCGUCAAUUCAGAGCUCCUCAAGAAUGGUUUCGUCAAAUUUGACCGUUUCGCCAGAAAGGGUGCCACCUAUGAAGCCAUGCAAGCCGAUCAACAACACGCCAAGUCUAAGAGACUCGGUAUCUGGAGUUAUGGUGAUGCUGGUAGUGAUGAUGAAGAUGAUUUUGUACGUAAACCACGUGGUGGAGGUCGUAGAAAGUAA